Messenger RNA from Lepisosteus oculatus (spotted gar), 1082 nucleotides. NCBI's taxonomy places the organism in Eukaryota, Metazoa, Chordata, Actinopteri, Semionotiformes, Lepisosteidae. The record is from RefSeq and is a predicted model, not a curated record.
GCCAGUACAUCACAGAGCCUACUCCCAGGAAACACUAGUCUACAUCAUAAUCAUGGGUUGCUUCUGAGCAAUCGGGUUAAAGCACCUCACUCUUGGUACGAAAGAUGCAGAAGAGUUUUGUAUUUUUAUGUCUCCGUUCCAUUUCUUUUCCAGAAUGCAUCUGACAUAAUUGAAGAAACCAAAAGAUUUAAAAGAAGCUUUUCGGAUGAGAUGACUGCGAUGGACAAAAUCAUGGAGGCAAACGAAUAUCAAGCAGCUCCACCUAUGCCGGGAAUGAGCUUCAGAGAAGGUGACAUUGCUGUCUCAAAGGGACAAAGAUCGAUGUCCUGUUUUGCACGUAGCUGUCUGUGGCCCAAGUCUGUAGACGGAUAUGUCUAUGUUCCCUAUAACAUGUCAUCAGACUACAAUGAAAUUGACCGAAUGAUCAUUGAAAGUGGGAUGGAGAGUAUUUCUAACAGCACCUGUAUCAGGUUUGUGCCAUGGACACACCAGAGGAACUAUCUUAACAUCCAGCCCAUGUCUGGCUGUUGGUCCUUCCUUGGUGUCCACGGUGGAGCACAGACACUGUCCCUCCAGAAUCCUGGCUGCAUGUGGGCUGGCGUCGCCACUCAUGAGCUCAUGCAUGCCCUGGGCUUUCUCCACGAACAAUCGCGUGCUGACCGCGACAAGUACAUCACCAUCCUGUGGGGUAACAUCUGGAAAGACCGCGUGAGUAACUUUGAGAGAUACAAGACUAACAAUAUGGACUCUCCCUACGACUAUAGUUCCAUCAUGCACUUUGGAAAGUAUGCUUACUCUGAGGAUGGCGACCCAACUAUUCUUGCAAAAUCCAAUCCAGCCAUUCAAAUCGGCCAGAGGUUUGGCCCAAGUGCUGUUGAUAUAAUGAAGAUCAACAAGCUCUACAAAUGCGAUAAAGACUUGUAACAGGACAAAGCAGCAAGACAGAAUCUAACCCGAGGCCCACCCAUGAGACCUUAAAGAAGAGCUAGUAGCAGAAAAACACUAUCUUAUUUAGAACAGAGUUAUUAGAACAGUGCUAAAUUAUCAACUAGUCAAUAAAGAUUUUCAUGCCUCAUCUCAGA